Molecule: messenger RNA, 6713 nt
Organism: Oncorhynchus nerka (sockeye salmon)
Lineage: Eukaryota; Metazoa; Chordata; Actinopteri; Salmoniformes; Salmonidae
Product: serine/threonine-protein phosphatase 6 regulatory subunit 2-like
Exons: 25
Coding region: 519-3575 (1018 amino acids)
Cellular component (GO): nucleus; cytosol
Molecular function (GO): protein phosphatase regulator activity; protein phosphatase binding
Source: RefSeq, a predicted model, not a curated record
UUGCAGUUUUGAAUAACGCCGGCUCGUCAAUGUUGGAAGUACCCUUCUGACUGGGCCACCUAGUUAGCAUUUUAAUAAUCUCCUGUUAUUUUUUUACUAGGGGCAUGCAGUCUGUGCUAUGUUUUAAGGGUGCUACACAUUUUGGAGGGACUUGUCAAGAAUAUUCAAGAAGCGCAGUAUCUUUGGCACACCAAUAAACCACACAUGCUCGGCGUAGAUUUGAUUGCUCGUUCCCGCAAUAGUGUCCGCCAUUUUGAUUUAAAAUAUGUGAGAAUCCUUUUCUUUCUUGCUCCAAUCUCCAGGAUAAAAGCGACAACUAAUUUACUGAACCUGGGAUUGUCCUAUACACAGUUGGAAGGGUCAGCCAGCUGCUGGUUGCAGAGGUAGUGAUGGCUUGUGUGUGAGGGAGUGUGUGUGUGUAAUCAUCCAUACAGAUUCAUGACCGUUCCUACCUGCAUAUUUGAAAUAAAUGACUGAAGAGGUCUGACCUAGGACACACAUUUUACUAAGUAGCAGCCAUGUUCUGGAAGUUUGACCUGCACACGUCGUCCCAGCUGGAGGCCCUGCUUGAGAAAGACGAUGUCACGCUCACUGAGCUCAUGGAGGAGGAGGACGUACUGCAGGAGUGUAAGGCCCAGAACCGCAGGUUGCUGGUCUUCCUGUCCCAGGACACCUGCAUGCAAGAGCUGCUGCACCUCAUCACCACAGAGCCACCUGCUGGUCUGGAAGAGAUCAAACGCUUCAAGCAUCCUAACAUAGCAUGUGAGCUGCUGACGAGUGAUGUAGGGGUGAUAAAUGAUAAGCUGGGGGGAGAGAAGCCCCUUCUGGACAUCCUGUACUCCUUCCUGGAGCAGCCCCCUCCCCUCAACCCCCUCCUCGCAUCCUUCUUCAGCAAGACCAUUGGAAACCUCAUCACACGCAAGACUGAACAGGUGAUCUCCUUCUUGCGGGGAAAGGAGGGUUUCCUGGGUCUGGUUCUUAAACACAUCAACACAUCGGCCAUGAUGGACCUCCUGCUACGCCUCAUCAGCUGUGUAGAUCCUGCUCCUCUCCGACAAGACACACUCAAUUGGUUGAAUGAAGAGCGGCUGGCCCAGAGGCUCAUAGAACUCAUUCACCCUGGGAAAGACACGGAGAGACAGUCGAAUGCGUCCCAGACUGUGUGUGACAUCAUCCGUUUGAGCAGAGACCAGACCAAUCAGCUCCAAGAGAACUCUGAGGCUGACCCUCUGCUUGCCGUGCUGGAGUCGCAGGAGUGUGUGAGUCAGCUGCUGGACAACAUGUUUGUGGGAGAGAGCACAGAGAGCUGCAUCGUCUACGGAACUCAAGUCCUUCUCACCUUACUGGAGAUCAGGAGGCCGGGAGUGGAAGGUGUGCUGGAUGUGUGUGUUCUGGAAUAUGAAAGGUGUGUCGUCAGCAGCAUCCUGCAGGCUGUCCAACCCCACCUCAAACACUACCACCAACUACUGCUGGAUCCUCCCAGGCGGACCCCCAUGCUGACCAGUCUAGGUGUGUUGGAGGUGCCACUGGGUAACUGUCGUCUCCAUGUGGCCAGACUAAUGGCCUCCCUACUACAGACCACUAACAUGAGUUAUUACACCUGUUUUGACGACACGAUUUAUAACAACACCGUCACACUGGAGCUCUGCAGACUCCAGACCAUAAGCCUCCUACUGGACCUGUUCUUUAAGUACACCUGGAACAACUUCCUGCACUUCCAAGUGGAACUGUGUGUGGCAGCCAUUCUCAGCCACUCUGCUCAGGAGGAGAGGCCCCAGGUUAGCCUGGUUAUCCAGGAAAGGCCCUUGGUUCCCCUGGAGGACAUUCCCCAGGCCAGCUUUGUGGCCCAGGAAAAACCCAUGUUUCCCCAGAAGGAGAAUCCUCAGGGCAGCCUCCCGAACCAGGAAAAGCCCAGGCUUCAGCAGGAGCCCCAGGAAAACCAUGCCUUGCCUGGCCCCAAACCACCACUGCCCUCUGUUCCUCCUGACAUCUCCACACAUAACCCACUGGUGACUCAUUUGUUUCAGGACUGUCGUCUGGUUCAGAGGAUAUUGGAGGCCUGGGAGGAGAAUGAUAAGACUCAGGCAGAGGGGGGUAUGAGGAGAGGCUACAUGGGUCACCUGACAAGAAUCGCUAAUACUGUAGUCUGUAACAUGGAGAAAGGACCAGUCCGCAUCCAGAUCAGCAGCCUUAUUACAGAGCUGCCUAAGGAUUGCAGGGGGCGCUGGGAGAGCUUUGUAGACCAGGCCCUGACAGAGACCAACAGGAAGAACACUGUAGACCUGGUGUCUCACAACCUGCGCUCCUCCAGUGAAGACGAUGACCGACAGAGUCCCUUCCCCAAAGAGCUGUCACUGCAACAGACAUUCUCAGACUACCAAAUCCAGCAGAUGACUGCUAACUUUGUGGAUCAGUUUGGCUUCAAUGACGACGAGUUCUCUGAACACGGCGACAACAUCAGCGCCACCUUUGACCGGAUCAAAGAGAUCAACUUCAACGUGGACACAGAGGACACUGCUAAGACUGCAGCAUUUGAGGCCUGCACUAAAGAGAAGAUCCAGUUGUUUGAUGACAGCGAGGAAGAAGACAUCUGGGAAGAGAGAGAGAUCAACUAUACUAUGCACACCAAGUCUAGGACCAGGUUUGGGGGGCCACAGACGUCUGUUGGAUCGGUUCAGAGUGAUGGGAUGAGCGAUACUCCUGAUAAGUCAACAGGUUCUGACACAGAGGGGGAGGUGCCUAAUGAGGUCCCAGGUCAGACUGAACACAGCAAGAACAUCAGCCAGACUGAGACUGCACAGAGCCCUGGCUGGGCGGCUAGUUUCGGGGAGGUGAACUUUAACUCCCCCUCAUCUGGAGUGGACCCAUGGGGUAGCCCCGCCCCCAAGCCUGGAGUGGGCGUGGACCCAUGGGGUAGCCCCGCCCCCAAGCCUGGAGUGGGCGUGGACCCAUGGGGUAGCCCCGCCCCCAAGCCUGGAGUGGGCGUAGACCCAUGGGACAGCCAUGCCCCCAAGCACGGAGUGGCCGUAGACGCAUGGGGAAGUCCCGCCCCACAGCCUGUAACUACAGAGGCUGAGAAGGGCUGGGCCAAGUUCACUGACUUUCAGCCCUUUUGCUGUUCAGAGACAGGUUUGAGAUGCACUUCUCCAGUGGACUCGGAGAUCUGUGGGUCAGACAAAACUAAACCCAGCCAGGGAAUGAACCCAUGUGUAUGGAGUGUGUGUGUGGCGAGGAAGGCUCCCCUGGUAGCAUCAGACACCUCUUCAUCAGGAGGCUCAGACAGCGAGGAAGAGGAAGAAAAGACUGAAUCUGUUACUAUGGAGAUAGUAUCCAAGGAAAUGGUCACUACAGAGACCAUCGUCACAACCGCCGGACUGGAGACCAUCAGACUUAACAUGAAUGUCAAGAACGAGAGAGCUGGCUUCAACAGUGAGGUUGACAUGAAAGAGAAGGAAAAGGAGAAAAAGAGGGUGAUGGGUGGAGAAGACCUGCUUAAUGCCACAGCUGCUCCUCUCACAGAUCGCCCUGCCACCGUCACAAAAGAGACACCCUCCUCAGCAAAUGGACCGGCCUAGUACUGCGCUACCACAACACUUACCCACUCCAUUCCCUAGCUAACACAACCACACUCCACUUCCCAACAACACUCUAUGACAUGCAACAUCCUGUAUUUGUGAGCAGUGCUGUCCUGUCAUUGGUCCAUGUCAAGGACAUCUAUGGUGGUUGAGCAGGACAAAAGCAGAAGAGAAAAGCCAGUUCAGAAUCCAGACCACAGCUCUUUAACACCAACAACCAAUAAACAGAUUAAUGUGAUGUUUGUCCCUGCCCUUCUGCUGAAGUCUCUCCUACACACCUAUCACCACUCUACACACUGGGACAUGACGUGUGUGUGUGUGUGUGUGUGCGCGCAUGUUAGUGCUGCACAAUGAAUCAAAUUCACAUCGACAUCGCAAUAUUGACAUGUGCAAUGUCCUUGUCUCAACAUCCAAAGUUGCAACAAUAGUUUUAAAACGCCACUAAGCCGCGUAAGGAAAGUUUUUAUAGUUUACUCUGUCGUCCCUCUUGCGGCAUAUUCACACUCACACCAAGACUCUACCCCUGUCAAUCAAGCAGCGCAUUUCCUUCUCCUCCUCGGUCAAUGCAGUCAACAGAUUGUUCUAAACAAGAACGAUGCUUCUUUCCACUUUGCUUCCUAAUAUACAGUACCAGUCAAAAUUUUGGACAUACCUACUACUUUUCUUUAUUUUUACUAUUUUCUACACUGGAAAGCUCCAACAGGUGCUUUGCAUAUGUGGGUACUCCUUCAAGAUUGUUGGAAAGGUAUUCCAGGUGACUACCUCCAUAAAGCUGGUUGAGAGGAUGCCAAGAUUGUGCAACGCUGUCAUCAAGGCAAAGGGUGGCUACUUUGAAGAAUCUAAAAUAUAUUUUGAUUUAACACUUCUUUGGUUACUACAUGAUUCCAUAUGUGUUAUUUCAUAGUUUUGACGUCUUCAAUGUUAUUCUACAAUGUAGAAAAUAAAGGAAACCCUUGAAUGAGUAGGUGUAUCCAAACUUUUUACUGGUACUGUACGUGUUUCUAUGAUUCCAACAGUUCACCCAAGUGUUUUGAUCUUCAUCACGAGUCAAAUUGCUAUUCAUUUUUGAGGGUUAUCAUGCAGCUCUAGCACACGCACAUGAUCCAGCUUUAUGUCGUCUUGUUAGUUCUUAUCUCUCCAGCUGUGUUUAUUUAUUUAUUUUGCACUUAACUUAAGCUCUUUGUUGAGUAGAGAGACGAGAUACUCUACUCCCGCUGUAGUCAUCCUCAGCCCAGAGCAAAGUCUGAGGCCUGGGGAGGAAGGGAGUGGGUAGUCAAGUACUGACUGUAAGAUCCUCAAAGCCAAAAUGUGUUCCUAGUUUAAUUUAUUUGACUCAAUCAUUUUAUUAUAGAAAAUCCAGAAUGAUUAUGAAAAUCAACCACUAUCUUUCUCUCUCUUUGUGUGGACUAUUAUAAGUAGUGAAGAUAUUGGUUGUGUCUGUGCGGUCUCUUUGCUUGCGUGUGGGUGUGUGGAAGAUUUGGGAUAUAUAUUCUCAAGUUAAAAGAGCAUUCCUGUGGAUGUGAUGAAAGCACACCUGUGUGACGUCACAUAAACACACAGCAUGAUUACACACACAUACUCAGUGUGAGUAUUCGCACACAUAGAAAAGACUAUAUAUACACACACACACAAACACAGCGUGAGGCAUACACACACACACACACACACCACUACCUGAGUGUGCGCACACACACACACAGUGUCAGACAUACACUGCUACCUGAGCGCAAACAGUCACACCCUUCCAUAUCACCCCUCCACAGAGCUGUGUAAAUGUAAUAUUGUGACAUUUGAACUUGUAUUAGGUUGUGGUAUAAUGUAAACGUAUUAUGUAAACAGUAUAUAAAUAAACACAUCUAUUUUUGGUAUCAAUUCAGAUGUAUUGGAAAGCGGUUUGCUGUGUGUUGAAAUGAGGCAAUAAUGACGUCUGUGUUUUGGUUUUUACCCCAGCAUCAGACGCUGUAACCCUGCUACAUGCUUUCACGUGGGGGGUGGGGGGGUGCACAUGUUUGAUAUAUUGGAAAUGUCUUCCAUAUACAUACAGUUUUGGUAAAGGAGGAAAUGGAAUGCAUAUGUUCCAUUGACCAGAUUGGCGCACAUUCAACAAAUUGAUCUAACGAAGUGAAUAUUCGUCAGUUACAAAUAUCAUGAUUUUUUUUUAUUGCAACAGGCCCACAAUGUCGGUGCUUAAGUCCGAUUUUUGUGUUAUUUCGCUGCAUGGAAUGCAGAUGAUUGCUAAAUGCUAACUCACAUUCGUAUAUAAGCUGGUUAGCAGAGCUAGCAUACAGAAAACGGAGGUAGUCAAAUUUGUUUUUAACUGUAAUGCAGUUGAUUGGUAACGAUGACAUGAACAUGUGUUGGGGUUGACGUCCAUACCAGCAUUAUACUCUGGUUUUUAGAGACUUGUGAACUUUUCCCCACGCAUUCCCAUGGCAAUUCCAUUAUUUUGGUCAAGUUCGAUUGAUCUCUUUACUGCAUCUAUGCUAUAAUCAUGAUCUAUCAUACCAUCAGUUUAAAAAUAGAUCUCUCUCCCUCCUUUCUCUCAGAGCAUAGCAUGUCCUUAAUGUUAUGUGGUUUUAUGUUUUUAAAGCACUUUGAUGGUGUCACAACCACCAAGGUUUUUCCUCACAGCUGAGGAGAUGUUUGACUUAAAGGAAUCAGUUUGAAAUAUUAAGAUUUUUAAAUAACUAUGUUAUAUGAUGGGUUUUUAUCCACAGAUCGUGAUGCCAAAGUCUCUUCCAGAGUGGGCUGGGUCUCAAUCCUAUAAGAGAUAGUCUUCUUCCUCAGAAGUGUCCAGGGGAUUAAAAAGGGGUUGUGUAAGUGGUAAAGGCUUAGGUUCAGGAGAAGCGUAUAGGGUAGAGACAAAUGAAAUAGGCUAGAUUUGGGACUGGGAGAAGGAUCCACCCUGAGUCAGGGUCUGAAAAAGCUAACUAGUUGUACAGGGUUACCUCAUACCUUCACCCCAACACCACACUGCAUCUGACCCAUACGUGUGUAUGUGCUUUCUGAGGUCAGAAGCCUUUUGUAAAGGGCGCGGCUGCUGGUGGUUCAUUUCUGUAUAAGUAAUAGGUAUGUUACUGUUGUCAAACCCUAGCCUGUAUGUUAAGAUAUCAAACUAAUAAAUAUGUCAAUCAUCAA